This is a messenger RNA of Perca fluviatilis (European perch), 4978 nucleotides long. RefSeq names its product centrosomal protein 162 (gene cep162). Gene Ontology annotation, biological process: cilium assembly. The transcript has 31 exons. NCBI's taxonomy places the organism in Eukaryota, Metazoa, Chordata, Actinopteri, Perciformes, Percidae. The coding region runs from base 152 to 4594 and encodes 1480 amino acids. Gene Ontology annotation, cellular component: centrosome; centriole; axonemal microtubule. The record is from RefSeq and is a predicted model, not a curated record.
CACCCGGGUGGUGAUGCGGGAACUGCCAGACACUCAAAUCAACAAACGGAGGAGGAGGAUGUUUCAACAAGUGUUCAGUUGAGAGAGCUACCAAAGUCGAGUCUUUCAUUUGUCUGGGUCUCCAUUGGCUGAUGGAGUGGAUGGUAUCGCGAUGUCUCACAGACUGACCAAGGAGGAGUUGGAUGAACAGUUUGAGCAGUUCUUGAAGGAGUCUGUUUCAGACGACUCUGAUAACCACCCCGGCUCUAAAAGCAGUCAGAAAUCAGCCCAGAAACCCACGGCGUCUUGGUGGCAAGAUGGCGAAGACAGCGGUGGAGGAACAGGGGGAGCAGGGACGACCAAAAGCAGAUUUAUCAAAUCUAAAAAGUCUCAGCCUGAGAACAACAAUGUUGUCAGUGCGGAGCCCCUUUAUAAGCCGGUCCCCAAACCGCGCUGCAAAGCUCCUGAUAAACCGGUUCAAUUGGACACGACCCACAAAGACGCCGUUUUGGAGGUUUCCCAAACCGCGGAAAGACACAGAACUCCGUCUUAUGACAGUCUGAGCAGUCCCGCUCAGGAAAUCCUCCAGUGUGUGUCCGGAGAGCGGAGCCCUGAUGAGACCUACUCUGAUGAUACUCUACCUGCCAGCACUGAGAGUCAUUCCCAGGGGGACAGUGAAGAUGGACUGCUGGGAUCUGGGAAGACUUUCAGGAAGUCUUUGAGGAAGUCUAUUCGAGAGGAGGAUGAAGAUCUAGGGGUUGCUGGUUUGAAGGAAGACGGGCUGGAAGCAGCUGUUCUCAGCAGAGACAGUAUUGAGCUACAGGACUCAGCGAGGGUACUGGCUGCAAACGCGACCAUUAUAGGCUUGGACACGAUAGAGGAAGAAGAGGAGAAAGCCAGGUUCUUUGCCCAGCUAGAGGCGGGGGCUUUAUCAACUAUAGAUUACUCCAAGCUGAACAGAGACCUGGACUCAACUAGUUCUACCAUGGGUACUAACCUCAGGAAAGCUGAGGAAGCCGCGGAGCAGAGUGAUGAUGAUCAAAGGGAGGCCAGAGUCACAGAGGCCGUGGCAGAGUCUCCAGCCUUUACAGGUUCCCCACAUUACAGUGAGGAUUUUGAGGAAGAGGAGAAUGAAAAAGAGCCGCUGAAAGAGAAGUCUAAAAUGUCUCCAAUUCUUGCCAAAGUUUCUCUCCAUGAUUCCCUGGAUGACACCGGUGGAGAAGACAGAAGGAAGGACACAGCACUGGACAGAGGCCAGUCGUAUGUGCAGAGCGGAGGCUCAGACAUGGAGGCUCUUCACGAGGCCUACAGACAGAUCCAUGUUGUGGAAGAUUCAGAUGAACAUAAUCCCCAUUAUUCAUCUCUGGAAGGGAGGGGGUUGGUAAACAGACCCGUGUCUCCAUCCUCCCCUCCACAACAUGCCAGCCGGUCUCUUCAGCCUGCUUCUACCAAUGAGUCAGAGCUGCCCACUGCAGAAGAGUUGAUGAGGCUCAUCCGGCCAGAGAAGGACCAAAUGAGGGGCUUCACCCUCCAGCCCGUCAGUGCUGUAGGACUUGACCAAGAAAAGCCAUCCCACUUCUUGGAAAGGACUUUCCCAGAUGUGACUUCUCCAGAGUCACGACUGAAGCCACCAGAAAAGGCUGACCCUGUUGAAGGAGUAAAGGGAGCCAUGGGAUUGUCCAGCUCCCCCGACCCUCCCAACCUGACAUGGAGCAUCAGACAGGAAGUAGAGAGGCUAAUGCAGGACCAGAACAAAUCUUCUACGUACACGUCCUCUCAGGCUGGCAAAGCUAAAAAACAACAGGCCUCCCAUGGCUCCACUAUUUCUCACUCCUAUACAUCUUCGGUGAGGAAACCCACUGUGGCUCCCGUGCGAGGCAGGAGAGUGGAGGGGAGAACAUCAGUGACUUCCAGGUCAUCAGGGCUGAGUAGAGCUGCUGCUACAGCCAGAACCCAGGCUUCUGUUUCCCGUCCUCUGCAGCAUCCACGAGAAACAGCCAAAUUCACAAAGAGCCAAGCAAAAGACGAAAACACAGCAGAGCCGGGUCUGAAGGCAAGCAGUGAGCUGGUGGCAUCUGUUCAGUCCUUAGUGGCUGUCCUCCAACAGCAGAUAGACACCAGCAGUCACCGGGAUGCUACAGCCACCCAGGAAGUCAGAGGUCCUCAAGAAACCAGACCGACACAACAUCUUCCAUACAACAAUAGGGAGGGGGACCGCUCUGUGGUGGAGGAGCUGAGAGUCCAGCUGGCUCAGAAAGAGAGGGAGCUGCAGGUGAUGAAGGAAGGCGCAGAGGAGCUCAACUCCCUCAGACAGCAGAACUACCUACUGCAAAGCAAGCUGCGAACAGCAGAAGAGGCCUGUCAGAAGAAGAGAUGGGCCGAGGCCACGGACUCUGCUGCAGACGAAAAGCUCCGACAAAUUGAUAAAGAAAUAAAAGAGCAGGAGACGCUCAUAAAAGGUUACCAGCAGGAGAAUGAGAAGCUGUAUGUACAGAUGAAGGCUCAGCAGGUUAAGAGUAAAGCCAACGAGGAGGCCAUGUUCAAUGAAAACCAGAGGCUGCUGAGUGAGCUGGCUUUCACAAGGGAGCAGCUGAAUAAAAGCUCAAGGACUGUGGGAAAUGUCUGCUUAAUGGAUCACACUCAACGCAUUACAGACUUGUUAGCCCAAAUAAAUACACAUCAGAGGAAUGAGGCCAAGCUGUCUGAGGACAUUCACACACUGAAGCAAGAAAAGCAGGCUCUUACGGUAGACCUGCAGCUAAUGAAAAAAGAGAGGGAGCUAGCCAAAGCUCGGGCCAUGUCUGCCUCAGGUGACAAGACUUUUGAGAUGCGUGUAUUGGAGGACAAGCACAGAGAAGAAGUGGACGCCCUGAAGAAGAAGCUGCAGUGGUUUGCUGAGAACCAGGAGCUGCUGGACAGAGAUGCUGGCAGACUGAAGGCUGCUACAGCUGAGAUACACCAACUCAAAGAGCAGGUAGAAAAACUGAAAGUGGAUGUGUGCAAAAGAAGCAGUGAGCAGCAGAGAAAGACCAAGGAGAAAACAGUGGAUACUAAGAGGAUGCAGGACCUUCAGCGACAGGUGAAGGAGCUGGAGCAGAUACUCAGACGUAGAAACCCAAACUCCCUGCCGGCUCUGAUCUACGCUGCAGCCGCGACUGGCGAUCAGGGGGAUGUGGCCGCCAAUACGCCCCCCCCCAGCAGGAUCAACGUCCUGCUGGAGCGCAGGAUUCAGCGUCUGGAGGCGGAGCUGGAGAGUCACGAUGAGGAGGCCAAGCGCAGCCUGCGGGCCAUGGAACAACAGUUCCACAGGAUCAAGCUCCGCUAUGAGCAGCAGAUCUCCGAGCUGGAGACACAGCUGGAACAGCAGCUGAAAGCGGCACACUCAGCAGCUGGGACCGAGCGGCCACGGGUGUCACAGGGUCCGACCCUGGAGGAAGAGCUGCAGCGUGUGAAGGAAAGCCAUCAGGAGAAAGAAAAGUCCCUCCAGGACCAGAUUGAGUCCUUCCAGAACCAGAUUGAGUCCCUCCAGGAGCAAAUUGAGUCCCUCCAGGAGCAGCUCAAACACAAGGCUAGCACCGGAGCUACCCAGGCCCAGCCAAGUCCAGGCCGACACCAGCGUCAGGCCGAGGCAGCGUUUGGCGCCCGGAUAGAGCGGCUGAACAAAGACCUCGCCUCCAAGACAAAGACUAUUCAGGAGCUGUGCAGCACGGUGGAGAGACUGAAGAAGGAGAGGAAGAGCAUGCUGUCCGUCCCCAACCCACGCACAGAAACCCGUUCUGCAGAGAUGAAGCGACAACCAGGCCCAGCCAAAACACCCUGUCCCGCUGCUGCUGGAGAGACACAUGGAGGGGAAGAAACCUUUCCCGCUGCUCAUUAUGAGAAGACCUACCAGCCCACUGUCUUUACAGGCAGCCAUAUCUCCGAGGUUCUGCAGGAGAACGAGGCUCUGAAGCAGCGCCUGGAGCUGCUGGAGCUGCGGAGCGAGCAGCAGAGGGAGGCGCUGAAACCUGAUGCUGAACGUGCCACAAAGGAGCUGUGCAGGCUAAAGGAGCACUCUGCAGAGCAGCUGUCCUCCAUGAAAGCAGAGCACCUCAGGGUGUUAGACCAGCUGCGGGCCACCCAUGCCCUGGAACACUCGUCCUCAAAGGUUGCUGAGUUGGCCAAUAAGCUCAACACUCAGGAGAUAAUGACGAAACAUUUACAAGACCAGCUGAAAGAUUUCAAGCGAGCUAAAGAUGCACUGGCAAUAUCCAGGACCCGAGAGGACGCUCUGCAGAAGCAGCUGACCAGACUGCUGACAGAGCUGAAGGAAGCUAAAGAAGCUCAGAGCCCAGAGGUGAAACUCCUGUGUGGCCUGGAGAGGAAGAUCCUCAACAUGGAGCUCAGACACCAGCACAGAGAGAAAGAGCUGCAGCAGGUGAUUGGUGGGUCGUGGCAGACGUUAGAGGCCGAUCAGCAGUCAGAGGUGGAGAGCUGGAAACGUCUGGCUCAGGACAAGAGCAGAGAGUUGGAGGCUUUCCGUCUGGAGCUGGACUCCAUCCUGGACAUCCUAAGACAUCUCCAGAGACAGGGAGUGGUCCUCCCUGCUCCGGACCCCCUCACCCAGAGGAGUUAAAGCACAUGCACAGUUUGACUGAUGCCUGUUAGUGAAAGCUAAUGCUUUGGCUUUGGCUACAUUGAACGCGUAACGUAUGCGGACCGUUCGCUGAGCAGAUGUGCAGCGUUAUGUAUCUUUUAACCGGCUACACCUGCAGCGCACACACGGAGUAGGAUUGUGUGAGUCACAGGAGAUAAGGUGAGCUUUCCCUUUGGGAUUGUUGUUGUUUCUUCAGUUUUUGGAGCCGGCACAGCGCUGUGAAAUGUCCAACAUAUGUCAGCUGCUAACAAAGGACGCAGCCCGGACCCUAUUUUCCUAUGUUUUUGUAUGACUGAUGGGAACAACAAUCUUUGACAUAUGAUCCAGUAUUAAGCGAGAUCGCUGCAGUCGGCAGUCAGCGAA